AUGUCUUUCCUUACCCGCGUCCGCUCAUCAAUGAAACCUCGUGUGGUUCUUCGACCAGCCUACAUCACCACUAUCUCUCCCUUCCAUACGUGCUCCGUUCGUCAGACACUCAAAGAAUCAGACCAUAACCGCGAAGACCUGGCCAAUAUCUACGAGAGGGAGAAGCAAGAACAAUUGAAGCACAGCAAGGAAGGAAAAGCCAAGUGGAAGCAGGAACUCGCUAGCAACAGUGAAGCUUCGGUCAAGGCAGACCGUGGCGAUCUGGACGAUGGGAAUGACUUUGCAAAUAUGCAGAAACAGACGAAGGACUUGCUUAAUAAAAAUGGAAAGAAGUCUCAAUAG
This is a messenger RNA of Aspergillus tanneri, 342 nucleotides long. RefSeq lists its product as uncharacterized. Bases 1 to 342 code for a protein of 113 amino acids. The transcript has 3 exons. The record is from RefSeq and is a predicted model, not a curated record. Lineage: Eukaryota; Fungi; Ascomycota; Eurotiomycetes; Eurotiales; Aspergillaceae.